AUGUAGGUGAUCACGCCAGAUGCAACACACAUUCCACAGUAGAGGAAUAGCAAAUUACGUCGUGUAAUCAAGAUGACAGACCACGGCUAUAAAAGCGAAGGUGGAAGUGGGAAGUUUGUCGCAGCCAUGUCCUGUCCGUUUCUACGCGAGCCACCCAUUGCGGAAGGUGCAAGAGUGAUAAGGAGAGUGUUCAGAAUCCAACGUAUAUUGCGGGAUAGACAGGAUCCUUUAGCACAGCGCGACAGUGUGCUCAUAGAGAGAUACCGAUUUUCCCGUGAGGGUAUCAUCUACCUAACCAACUUGCUGGAUCCCCAUGUUAAGAGUACCACCCACCGUAGUCGGGCAUUAACAACUGCACAAACUGUGUGCAUUGCCUUGCGCUACUUUGCGAGUGGCACGUUCCUGUACACUUGUGGAGACGCAGAGAACGUUGGGAAAAGUGCCGUCUGCCGGGCCAUUCGCAAAGUGUACCUGGCACUCAAGCAUUUCCUGGGUGUGUUUGUGGUUUUUCCAAGCCACUUAAGACCACAGGUCGUCAAACAGGGCUUUUUCGCCAUUGCAGGUACAGUAAAUUGGAUAGUGAAUGUGAUGCAAUCAUGACCUAUGUCGGUAACUGUAGCUCCAACGUCCGCAGGCUUCCCGAAUGUGAUUGGCACCAUAGACUGCACACACAUUGCGAUCAAGGCCCCCCCAGGCCCCACUGAAGGGGACUUUGUCAACCGAAAGGGGGGCCACAGUAUAAAUGUGCAGAUGGUGUGUGACUCGAUGUGCCAUAUCACAAAUGUGGAAGCAAAAUGGCCCGGAUCAGUGCAUGACUCACGGAUCUUCAGAGAGUCAGGGUUAUGCACAUCAUUUGAGCGUGGGGCCUACGAUGGGAUCCUCCUCGGAGAUAGAGGUUAUGCAUGCAGGCAGUACUUCAUGACACCGUUCCCUGACCCCAACCCUGGGCCACAAACCCGCUACAAUGCAGCCCUAGCCAGGACAAGGGCACGCAUUGAAAUGACCUUUGGGCAACUGAAGGAACGAUUCCAGUGUCUAAAACGCCUGAGGGUUGCACCUGACAGGGCAUGUGACAUUAUUGUUGCAUGUGCCGUACUGCACAACAUUGCCACCAUCAGAAGAGAGAGGACCCCCGUGGUGGAGGUGCAGCCUGAUGAUGACCUCCAGCCAGUGCACCUGGACCAACCUAGUGGCAGAGCUGCACGGGACAGGAUUGUGCAACACAAUUUCGCAUAAU
This is a messenger RNA of Maylandia zebra (zebra mbuna), 1237 nucleotides long. The record is from RefSeq and is a predicted model, not a curated record. Lineage: Eukaryota; Metazoa; Chordata; Actinopteri; Cichliformes; Cichlidae.